GAUCACAAAUGUCCCCUGCCGUACUGAAUCUGUCUGAGUUUGGACUCGUUUAUCAACAAUUCGAUGAGGUCACUGUGGACCUCAGUUCGUUGUAGUGGACAUUUCCUUACAUUUUACGGACCAAAUCACAGAUAACUUUACGGUAGUUGAAGAAUUAGUCAUCAGGUGUUCCCUUGUGCUUGUCUUUCAUUCCACAAAUGAAUUAGCUGAGUUACAAAACCAAGCUCAGUUUAGCUGUACGAGCGCCAGUUUGAAAGAACCUUUCAUUCAAUUUCCCCCGAACAAUUUAGGUGCGACUUCCCUGAACUUUGAGCCAGGAAAAAUAUUCCAAACAUCUGAGCUGCAAACACGAGGAGAAGGUGAGGUGCAUGAGAGGCGCUAGAGAGAAAGGAAAAGAGGGAGAAGCAGAGGGAGGGAGGAGGGCAAAGUGUGUGUGUGUGGAGCAGAGAGGGAGGGAGAUGGUGCAGCAGCAGAGAGAGCCAGGAGUGAGUGAGGCGACAGUGCGGAGGUGACAGCGGAGAAUGGAGUCCGCCCGGCGAGCUUUGACCGCGGCGAGCGAGGAGAACCCAGUCGGCCCUUUCCUUCUGGAGCCAGCGUGCUGAAAGAAACCAGGAGGAAUUCGCAGGGGGCAAAGGAAAGGAAUGGCUGAUCCUCUGCGGAGGACUUUACUAGCGAAACUCCGGGGGAAGAAAUCCAAGAAAGGAGCGACGCUCGGCGGUGGAUACGGCUCUGCUGCUGCGGCUGCGGCUGCGGCGAAUGGUGGCCGAGAAGGUAAAGAAAAAGUUUUGCAGACGCAGCGAGACUCCGCCGAGGCUCGCCCGGUAGUGUUGCUCACGGGGCUGGAUUGCACCACAGAGAGAAUGAGUACGUACGAGAAUUGUGUUGAUUUGGCGAUGGUGCAGACCGGGGGGAUCGUGAUAGUCCGGGAGAGUCGCUCAGCAGAGUUGGCCGGCGCACGUCCUCAGAAGCGGAGCAGCGGGGGCAGGGUUCGGGUUAAUGAGGAGCUCCUGGGGGUCUCACUUCAAAGAGCCGUGCAGUUUGCGGGGCAUGCGGUCAGGAAGGACGAUAUGAGCCACCAGGGGCCCAGAUCCGGUGGCGAAAUCACCGUAUCGCUCGGAAGACCGCAUGUCCAGAGAAAACAUUUCGUCUCGGUCCCACGGCAGUGCAGCGUCGGCGAUUCAAUCGGGUUUGGGGACAAUUCAAAUCGCGCUUUGUACCGAGCACGGGUAGAACCGCAUACCGAGGCCGGUAAACCAGCAGAGGGCCGGGUUACUACCGCUGAUAGUGAUGGGACAGAGCCCAGAGACAGAGGACACUCCCGGCACAUGGCAGGGACUGAAGCGACUGAUCAUGAACACAACGCCAACUGGACGUUUGACAACAGCCAAACUUCGGAGACAGACGCGUCGGUUUGCGCGGAACCUUUUCAUCCAAGCUGUGCGUCAACAAGUACGGAAGAAAAUAUUUUAAUCAGAAACGUUGAGAGUUACGGGCCCGAGCGCGCAGGAGACGUUAGGGCGACUACAGGCGCUCUGCAGAGCCCGACGUUUUUCCCCACGGAGUUAGAAAUUUGCGACAUUAACAUGGCAACCAUGUGCGCCACAGAGGGCUCACUCAGAUACGCUUUAGAUAGCGAAGAUGACGAUUAUUAUGAUAAUGAAAUUCUGCCUUUUUAUGAGACCGUUAGGGCAAAAGGUGAUGAUGAUAGAGCAGAGGUUGCAGAGCUGCCUCCGUCUGGUCAGGAUAAAGGACAGCUCGGUGACAGCGACAGUGCCCAGGAAACAGACAGACUUAGGAACCAGCUGAAAGAAGCUUACUACCUGCUUAUCAAUGCUAUGAAUGAUAUCAACCUGGAUGUCCAACAGAUUAGUGCUGGUUUUACUGAGCAACAGGCCACCUCCUCCUGCAGUAGCCACUCCAGGGACAGCCUGUGCUCGAGGCUGUCUGCCAAAAACAUGGACAGUGACUCCUGGUCCUCAGGGGGAGACCACAGCCCUCAGCAGGUGUCUGACACCGACUCACUCCUGCUUUGCCUAGGUGGGAACCUGGAGUCAGGCCUCAAAGUGAGCAGGCCGAGCAGUAAGAGUAUGUUGAACCUGUCCUUGACCGAGGUAAGACCCACGUUGCCACGCUCUGCUAGUGACGGAGCUAUCAGGUAUCCAGGUGGACCCUCGCUCUGUGUUCAGGCCCCUGGAGGGCAGAGUCCUGAAACGGGUGGUGAAACAGGGGCCAAAGAGGCUGAAGUCACAGGAGUGUGUGAGCUGUCAGAACCUCGGGCGCUUUACGAUGCAAUCAGCAGUGCCGAGCUGCUACAAGAUGCUGGCGGUGAUGAAGAUCGUGGCGGGCCGCUCGACGAGAGCAGUGGCUCCGUCAACAGCCUCACGGGUUCGUCAGACAGCAACGCCGAAGCGUCGGCCCAACAGGGUCGCAGCAACAAGCAGGAGCUGAGUGAGGUCCGAGCACAGAGGGCUGGCUCUUUCAACAAGGGCCACGGGGUCACUGUUAACAAGAUGCAAGAGUGGAUGCACAAGGGCCGCUUGUUGUCUUCUGAGAUGAAGCAGCGCAUUGAGGGCCCAUCUUUGCCAAACCUUGGUGGGGGUAAAACAGGGGUUCAGAUGUCCAGCCGAGGGGUUAAACCUGUCAAGGCCAAGCCACCUACAAUCAAGUCUCCAAGGCAGCAGCAGCCAGCAGCUUUCAUUGAGAAUGUCCAAACCCCCUGUGCUAAUGGCCGGGAGGUGGGCCGGACCAAUGAGACCUCGUCAUGGCGGCCACCGCUCACCACCAUCACUGUCUCCAAGAAGCGCAGUUGGCUGCAGCAGAGUUCGCUCGGCAAGAAUCACUGUAACAAGGACGAGCUGCAGGGAGCGCUGGGAGCUGAGGAGGAGGGCAGCCAGGGCUCCUACCAGCCUCCACCUGCUCCCAGUCCUUCUCCAGAAAACCUGAGACCCUCAGGGGGAGCCCCAUCACGGCCAGUCCGCUUGCACCUGCCUCAGAUUAACAUCGGUCAGGCCAAGGUGUCUCCUCACCCUCGGAGCGUGGACCCAGCCGAGGAGAAUGAUGCUGACGAUGAAGGAGAGAUCUGGUACAACCCGAUCCCUGAAGAUGAGGAGCCGGAGAUCUCUCAGCGUCCCUCCGUUCGGCUGCUGGUUCCCCCUCAAGCUGAGCCUCAGAGGAGGCCCAGCAGGGGAGGGGAUGUGGGUCAUGGUGGCAAGAACCCGGGGGGCAGCAGCUGCGCCGGGCCGGAGGCACUUGGGGAAAACCUAGGUGGUGGCGGUACAGGAGAUGGGAGUCAGGGGAAUGCUGUACAUUCCACAGAGGCUCCACAUCUGCACAGACAGAUGCUCGCGUGCAAACCCCAGGAGGAGGGGGGGCCUUCCAGCAGCAGAGCCACAGAUGGUCUUGACCUGCCCAAUGCUAUCAGCUCCCCUCCCUCCAGCCCAAACCCAGCCAAGAAGAGCAGCUCCAUCAACUGGUCAUUUCCAGACAAGAUUAAAUCUCCUCGCACUGUAAGGAAGAUCUCCAUGAAGAUGAAGAAGCUUCCUGAGCUCAGCCGGAAACUCAGUGUGAAAGGGACCCCGAGUGGCAGUAACAGCAACAGCGGAAGCAGUCAUUUGGAGCCCAGAGCCCAUUCUCCCCGAAACAAUGGGAGUGGGUCGGAGACUGUCCCCCAUUCCUCAGCCCCUCCUAGAUUAACUGCAUCUGGGUCUGGACAGGCCAGCCGGAAUGUGAUCUCACGCUACCACCUGGACAGCAGUGUGUCCACACAACACAGCUUCACCAAGAAGAAAAGUGAUGGCAGCUCAAAGUCUGCCAGUAAAGGUGGCUACCUCAGUGAUGGUGACUCACCUGAGCUGGUGGCCAAGUCUGGGAAGCAUGGCUCUGCAGAGGGGAAGGGAGGGAAGGGCAAAGAGACGGAAGGAGGAGCCGGGAGUUCCAAACUCAGUGGCACUGAGCUGGACAUUGAUGCUUUCCGCCAUUACAGUUUCACAGAGCAGCCCAAGUGCAGCCAGUACAUCUCUGGACUUAUGAGCCUGCACUUUUAUGGUGCUGAGGACCUCAAACCUCCACGCAUUGACUCUCGAGAUGUCUACUGUGCCAUCCAAGUGGACUCAGUUAAUAAAGCACGAACUGCUCUUCUCACAUGUCGAACUACCUUCCUAGAUAUGGACCACACCUUUAACAUCGAGCUGGAGAAUGCCCAGCACCUGAAGCUGGUGGUGUUCAGCUGGGAGCCCACACCAAGACGCAACCGCGUCUGCUGCCACGGCACGGUGGUCCUGCCCACGCUCUUCCGGGUGACGCGUUGCCACCAGUUGGCGGUGAAGCUGGAACCACGAGGUCUUAUUUACGUCAAGCUGAGCCUGAUGGAGCAGUGGCAGAACUCGCUGGAUGCUGGGCCAGAUGGAGACAGGGAGCCCCAGGUGUUUGGUGUGGAGGCGUGGCGGGUGGUGGAGAGGGAGAACACGGGUCUGAUGGUGCCACUGCUUAUAACCAAGUGCAUCAAUGAGAUCGAAAAGAGAGGCUGCCAGGUGGUGGGUCUCUAUCGUCUGUGUGGUUCUGCAGCCGUGAAGAAGGAACUACGUGAGGCGUUUGAGAGAGACAGCUACGCCGUAGAGCUGUGUGAAAGCACGUAUCCCGAUGUCAACGUCAUCACAGGAGUACUGAAGGACUACCUGCGAGAGCUGCCCUACCCUCUGAUCACCAAGAACCUGUAUGAAGCAGUGUUGGAGUCCAUGGCCACGAGGCCUCUGCGGAUAGGACCGGCGGGCUGCGAGAACGACCAGGCAGACUCGGAGCACACCGUCAGUCUGCUGGACAGCCUGCCAGAGGUGGAGAGGAUGACUCUGCGGAGGCUUCUCGACCACCUAAAGUUGGUAGCGUCCUAUCAGGAAGUGAACAAGAUGACGUGUCAGAACCUGGCCGUGUGUUUCGGCCCGGUGCUGCUGAGUCAACGUCAGGAGGCGUCGUGUCACACCAAUCGAGUCUUCAUCGACUCUGAGGAGCUGGCCAGCGCGCUGCACUUCAAAAAACACAUAGAAGUCCUGCAUUACCUGCUCCAGCUCUGGCCAGUUGUGGACCCAAGUGGCCAGUCCUCCUCCCAGCCCCCUGCGGCCACUUUGGCUCUGGCCUCAUCUGACCUGCUGUCAGCCCCUCCAUUACGCCGGAGGAAAGAUCGCCCCCAGGUCCUGAACCUCUCUGAAGCAGAUGUGGCAGGCGUUCUGCGGCCUAGACCUGGGCGCCUGGACAGCCCCAGCAACCGCUACGCCGGCGACUGGAGUGACUGUGGUGACAGCUACUUCCCCUCUGAAAUUCUGCUGCCUCCAAGCAAAGAAGAGGCAGACUAUGAUGAUGUGCCCUCUGAGGAUACAGAGCCAGCUGAGGAGGGGCAAGAAAAGUCUGAGGAUGCAGAGGAAGAUGAAGGGCAGAAGGUCAUAAGCCCCGCGUCUGAUCCUGCAGAGCUGGAGCAACCUCAGCGAGAGAAAAUGGGGAAGGAGGAAGAAAAGGAGGAACAGGAGGAGGAGGAGAAACAAGUAGAGAGUGAUGGUUCCGGCUAUGGGCAGCCAUUAGUGGACAAGGAGGAGGAGGAGGAAGAGAGGGUGUGCGACCACAUCCUGCCUCCUUGCCUGCCUAAAGAGCACACCUACCAGGCGUACAUGAAGAUCCAGGAUAUGAGCCCCGUGCUGAGCAACAGGGUCAACCUGAGAGACCUGCAGGAGAGCAUCGACACACUAAUAGGAAACCUGGAGAGAGAGCUCAACAAGAACAAGCUCAACGUUGGCUACUGACUCCUACCAGUGACACAUGCAUACACAUACCCACUCACAAAGCCUGAUGAGGUUUGGGGAAGACCUUCUUGACUGAUCAAGGUGCUUCAGGAUACAGCCACAGCGUGUCCAGGACUUCUGCAUGGCGUGGUGCUGCUCUUUAAACCUAAAGGAUGAGAAGAAAUGUAACAGGGCACUUCUGGCAUUUGUAUCUUACCCAUAGACAUUCCGUAACGUUUUUGUUGACUGUCUUACUUAAUGUUGUUGUUGUUGGUUUGUUUCAGUCCAGUUCUGUGUUCCAUGUUGUUAUUGUUGCUUCUCUUCUUAUUAGAAGAACCCAUUGACCCCUCAGGGGUUUAAAAGGUGCCUUAAUUGUGUGAAGGUGGUACGUCAAGAGGAAAAUCCACCCUAAAAUAAAGUGUCUCCCCUCGUGCGAUCUUGAUAGAGCAUUUGCAACCAACAGGUUAACCUCCAUGAUAUAAUGAAGUCUCGUUUUUACACAAAAACAAAUAGGUACAUAUCCACCCUGGGUAUUAUGAGGUUCAUCAGCGUAAGAUACUGAUACCAUGAGAGUGAAGUUAAUGAUAGACAAUAUUUACUUACUUAAAAUUGAACAGAUUCCCGAGUUUCUCCUCAUAAGCAGCAUUAGAACAUUGGACUCUCACAUCCAUGCAGAGGUAGGAAAAAGUCUUGGAUGCAUUAGGCCUUUCAACUGGGAAUAGGUUUUCAACAAAAGUAUAUAAUUAGGCAAUUAAAUUAAUAAAAAAAAAAAGAAAGAAAACAACCAUCCUGUCUACAGUCAAAGCUGGUCCAUGUUCUCAUAUUUUAUUGAAUCCCAACUGUUACUGAUUGUUAGUCUCCCAUGCUGAAUGAUAAAACUUUGAUUGUGAGUUCUAGAGUUUCUAGCUUCUUCUCUAGCAUCUAUUUUAGAGCAUGUGUGUUGCAAUACAAACCAAGACAAGAGGAACACGUAGGCUCACAUUCUGUUUAAGGGUGGAUUUCCUCUUUAAGGCAGCAGAAAGCUUUUCUUUUGAGGUAUGAAACACUAAAUGUUGUACAACAAUAAUGCACUUAUGAGGCAGGCAGUAGUACAGUAGAUUGUCAUAGUUAAUGCAGUUCAAAACAAACUGACUGGACUGAACUGAGGGAGAAAGAGCUGCCACAGAAACCUCUCAAAGAUAAAUGAAUGAAUAUGGCUUGAAAUGUUACUUUCUGCAUUGUGAUAUGUUCAUCUACAGGUAGAAGCAGGCUAUUAAAAACAAAGAAAAUGUGUUUCAUGUGGCAUCAAAUUCGGGUUAGGCUUAAAAAACAGUUCAGCAUUUUGAGAAGUUUGCUUAUUCACUUUCUUGUUUAGAGUUAUGCAUGAAGUUGGCUUGGCUUAGCAUAAAGACUGGAAACAGCUAGCCUGGCUCUGUCCAAAGGUAAAAAAAAACAAACAAACAAAAAAAUAAUAAUAAAUGUCCCUAAGAUGUUACCAGCAUCUCUACAGCUCAACUAUCACUCAAGACUACAUCUUGUUUCGUAAGUCCAUACAGUUUUUCAAGGUCUUUAUGCUAAGAUGAGCUAAUGUGAGGGCGUAAUCAUUCUUCUCUCUAACUUUUGAUUAAAAAAAAGAAAAAAAAAAAAGAAAAGCAAAUAAGCAUAUUUUCAGAAGAUGUUUAACUAUUCCUUUAAAUAACCAACCAGUCACCUUUUUGCUUUUUCCACCUUCUUGGAGAAAACCGUGACAGCCAAAAUGUGAAGCACAAUUUUCAGAGCAGCGGUGGAAACUGUUAGCAGAGGGCCUGAGUCAGUGCGACUUAGCUAGCUGCCUAAAUCGACAAAGGACGUUUUCAGCAAUCCAGGGAUUCAGAAUGAUCAGUAUUUAACCUAUAUGUAUGUGUAUAUAAUUAUAUAAAUGUAUUCGGAGUAUAUUAUUUUUACAGCUUCUAUUUCAAUGUUGUAUUUAAAUACUUCUGAUGACCUCGUAGCGUUGUAGUAAUAGUCACUUUUCCUCCCUUCAAGCUACCUGUGCACAUCUUAAUGUGCUGGACUAAUGGUACAAAUUUAGCUGUAAAAUAUAUGAUAAAUCCGUGCUCUUGCAGAAAACGUGAUAUUGUUAUUUUUAUUGUAUUGUGUAUAUAUUUGAUAUUGUUAUGUGUCUCUGGUGGACUAAGCUGUGUUCAACAUUUUUGGUGUUUUAUUUUUUUUUUUAAGGUACUGAACGUUGCAUGGUCAAAAGCUUUACUGACAUAAACAAGGCUCUUUCUCAUCUGCCUUUGUAUUUGAUAUUUAUGUGUAAAAAGACUUAUUUUGCAAUGUAUGCUUUUUUGUUCGUUACCCUGAUCCUCCAAUAGACAGAUGACUGUAUUGGUUAAGUUUUUCUCCAGAGGACAUAAAGGCAGACAGUGAUUUGUUACAUUGCAGUGCACUUCAAAAUUGUGCUUGUUAUAUACAACAUAUUUGCCAUUAUCAGAGAAUAUAGUUUUACACGUAAAUCUAAGGUGACAAUUGUAUAAGACAUUUUCAUUUUGUUCCAAAUUAGCAAGUUUCACUUUUCCAGAUUUGCAGAUUCUUGUUAUUUUCAAGAGGAGUGCAUUCCCCUUAAGCAAAAACAACAGAAACUGGAUUGCGAACAAGUGAAACCCAGCUGCAGAGACUUUAGAUUAGUCUUGAAAAACAAAUACUAGUGAGAUGAAUAGUGAGAUCUUGAAUUUCCCUCUGGAUCAAUAAAAUAUCUGUCUAUCUACCUAUCAACAUUUGGUGUAGAUUUUGCCUUUUUAUUUAUGCUGCAUCAUGAUGAAGUUCUGGCUGCUGCCAUUACUCUGAGCGGGUCUGGUGACACAGGGUUUUGGCAGACUUGAUUUCAAACCGAUCUCAUUUAGAGUACAGAAAUUAACAUGGAGCAUCACAUGCAGUCACAUGAUCUCAUUUUGCCAGGCAUUAAUCUUGUUUUAGUCUCCUCUCUGUCACAGAUUAUAUAAGCAAUCGUGCAUAAUUUUUUGUGUUAAUAUACUGUAUACCUGUCUUCUUUGUCCUUUGGAGAGAAACUGUCACAUCACUUAACAAAACAGAAAAGUGCUUUGUAUUGAUCCUGAGAAAUGUAUGGUCAUAAUAAAGUAUAUUAUUUUACAGUGA
Messenger RNA from Scatophagus argus, 8882 nucleotides. RefSeq names its product synapse defective 1, Rho GTPase, homolog 2 (C. elegans) (gene syde2). The record is from RefSeq and is a predicted model, not a curated record. NCBI's taxonomy places the organism in Eukaryota, Metazoa, Chordata, Actinopteri, Scatophagidae. The transcript is spliced from 8 exons. The coding region runs from base 642 to 5786 and encodes 1714 amino acids. Gene Ontology annotation, biological process: signal transduction.